Molecule: messenger RNA, 1258 nt
Organism: Daucus carota subsp. sativus
Lineage: Eukaryota; Viridiplantae; Streptophyta; Magnoliopsida; Apiales; Apiaceae
Product: nuclear pore complex protein NUP35
Exons: 5
Coding region: 89-1111 (340 amino acids)
Biological process (GO): nuclear pore organization; NLS-bearing protein import into nucleus
Cellular component (GO): nuclear pore nuclear basket; nuclear pore central transport channel; nuclear membrane
Molecular function (GO): structural constituent of nuclear pore; phospholipid binding; nucleic acid binding
Source: RefSeq, a predicted model, not a curated record
AAGGAGAAAAGGCGAAGAGGAGGAGGAGCUAUUUCUAGGGUUUCCGUUGAGGACAGCUCCGUUAGAUUCACCCUCAGACAUUAUAAACAUGGACAAUAUGGGCUCAGCUGUGAAAAGAACUCCCAGAUCUGGUACUGGUAGACAGUCUUUGUUUUACCAAGAUUUGGCUUCUCCAAUCACGGGGAAUCGAAGAAGUGGUAGCAAAUUUUCAACACCAGGCCAAGCUGCUGCUGUAUCUGCUCUGUGGAAAGAGAAUUUCGCUAAUUCUGAUCUUCCCCCACCACCCAUGUUCACUUUAGAGGACCGCUCUGAUUUUUCUCCCGAUUCUGGCAUCCAGGAUUAUCCAAUUUCACCUGAAGUGAAGUCUGACCCUCGAAGUCCGUUUCAGAAUUCGGGGAAGGACUUGUCUACUCCGAAGAGCAAGUCUGAGGCUAGUACUUCGUAUGCCUUGAUGGGAAGUCAGUCACAGAAUAGGCAGAGUCCGGUAGGGAGUCUAAGUUGGUGGUCCCCUGCUAAGGGUAGUGGUAGUGGUGAUCAGGAAGAUAAGGGGAAGGGUUCUGGUUCACCUGUAGAUGGUGUUGUUCAGCCUGGGGCUUUAAUUAUGCUUCCUCCACCUAGGGAAGUUGCAAGACCGGAGCUGCAGAGGAACUCGGUGCUUGUUGGACCUCUUGACGAGGAGGAAUGGGUCACUGUAUACGGAUUUUUACCUGUGGAUACAAAUUUGGUGUUGAGAGAAUUUGAAAAGUGUGGCAUUAUCCUGAAGCAUGUUCCAGGUCCAAGGGACGCCAACUGGAUGAACAUUUUGUACCAGAAUCGAGCUGAUGCUCGUAAAGCUCUGGCUAAGAAUGGGAUGCAAAUAAAUGGAGUUCUUAUUAUUGGAGUGAAGCCAGUGGAUCCAAUGCAGCGUCAGACUCUGAAUGAAAAGCUCAACAAGCAAGGGUUCAUGCCCUUACCUCCACCAGCUUCUAGAAAUUCAAAUCUCAAUUCAUUGAGAUCUCAAAAUCAGUAUACUAACAAUGGCAUAAAUGGUGCCCGACAGUCAUCUGGAACCAUCGCAACUCCUGCAAAAAGUCUCGCCUCCAAAGUUAUAGACGUGAUGUUCGGUUUCUAGUUGAGCUCAAUUUAUCACCCUCUCUUUCCAUUUUAAAUGUUGGGAUCGGUUUUGAGGGAUCACUAUUGUAUUCCUGUAUUUCUUCUCCUUUACUGGCAAAAUACGCUCUUAUUUUAUAUAUAGAGAAAUCAAGUCGAUGUUGAUGUA